Molecule: messenger RNA, 6111 nt
Organism: Toxoplasma gondii ME49
Lineage: Eukaryota; Apicomplexa; Conoidasida; Eucoccidiorida; Sarcocystidae
Exons: 4
Coding region: 1444-3081 (545 amino acids)
Source: RefSeq, a predicted model, not a curated record
GACAGGGGAGACACGCGGAAACACGGAAGAGAGGACUUGUGCAGCCAAAAGCUGACACGCUAAGUGCAUAGACGAUUAUGAGCUUCUGAGUACUGCGACACAAUUGGGUACAUCGACAGAUACAGGGAUUCAAACAGCAUCAACGAAGCCGGGGGAAGUGUGUUUCAACAAACACAUACUACAAAGAUAGGGAAAGAUAUCGCUUCCACGGAAAAAGACAUACGUUAACAUGAGUCUGGCGGUAUGCCUUUUCCCAGGCUCAUUAUCGAAUGAAUGAGAAUCUGCGGGGCGGGGGGUAGAGCGAAGUCCUCGUGUAGCCAGUGAAACUGCUUCCAAUGUGUUCAAACCCCGGCCCGGUCCUCCAGGUUCAAGGCCGCUUGAGCUCCUCUCAAUACAGAAAAAAAUUGCAAAGAUAAUUAAGGAAUAUGCUAAAUGUGGUGGGUGGAAAUGAAGGCCAAUUCUGCCGGUUUCCGCCGUGCCAGCGCCCUCUGUCUAGAUAUCCAUGCAGUUCCUUAGAUACAGGAACGGAAACUCGACGCGGGAGAUCUAGUGCAUAAACAACAAGCAUACAUGCGAUGCUAGCCACUGGAAAAACCUCUGCAUUCCUGAUAUGUGCACUGAAGAAAGAGUGUGGCGAAUCAGGAACUCCAGAAGCACCGUCUCCAGCGCGAAAGCGACGUCACAUACGGGGUCUCGAGUGCAUGCACUGCGGCCGGCUUUCAUGCCUCAUCACGGCUAGCUUCGAGGUGCUUCAUUUUUCCCCUUAGUUAAGGGCUGACCGUGACCGUCCGCUCCGCAGUCUUGAGCAACAUGACAUAAGCAAUGUUGAAAAAGCUCUGGCGGGUCCAGAAGUCGAAUUGCGCCUUUGCGUGUCUCGUGAAAACCGACGAACUUGUGUCAGCCUGCAUACACUCAGUGUGGUCACUCACUUUUACGUGGCAUUCCGCUGCACAUGGUAAACACACAAACCGGGUGCUCCUGCAUGCGAAACAACGAGUUUGCCAAGCACCCGUUCAUUGGGACAAAUAGCGUUUCGUGUAGCUUCACCGUAUAAGCUUGAGGGAACGGGAACUGACAAUUUUCAAUCCUCCGAGGGCUGAGAUACGGCAUCGCACGCGUCUCGUCUCAAUUCAAAAGUUGGGUGGGCAGUCUCGCAGCAGCAAAACUGCAGUCUGUGCCCACUGAGAACAAAAGAUAAGGGUUGUCGAAGACUUAUCGAGAUAAUGGAAAAGCCCCGUUAGAGGAGUCCGUCUUGCCGUGUGAGUUGCAAACUGUCCGAGUGGCUGGAAGGGGUAGUCGGGAUUAAAACAGAUGUAUAGAAGCACGUCCCAUGAUAAUGCAGUUUGGAAGCCUCAGCUGGAUCCGAAGUUUGCAUAUUUUUCGUUUGGCGACAUACCCGAGUCGGGGUCGGUUUUCGUCGCUUGAAGAACCCUGCCACUCAUAAUGAAACCUCUCAAAUCGCUGAAACAUCGAGCAAUUUACGCUGUUCUGUCUGUAAUUCUUUUCCACGAAGCCGUUGUAUAUGGUGUAGAUUCCAUCUCACCAGGAGCGGAACGUGGGCAGGCAAGGCUGCGCGAGCAUGUAGAAAAAAAGGAAGGAUCAACAGUCAUCAAGGGGGAGAACGACAAUGGCAUUGUUACCACCUCUACAGACGACGUGCGGUGCGAUCCCACGUGGCACGGCAUUGCGCCCUCAGCAGCAUAUGAAAUUGUUUUCACAACCAGAGAGGCUCUUUCACAAAUGGGUAUAGACAGGCAUCACGGGAGUGUUGACACGGCGUUCAGAAAUCAGGCGCGUAUCCCGUCGGUGUACGAUAUGUUUGAUACCAAGACUGUCGAAGCUUAUGAGCAUUAUCUGAAUGCUCAAGGCUACGUUCUUCAAACAGCGGAGCAGGUUGUCCUGACGAGCGCGCAGGGGACCUUUAUCGAUUGCGGGAUUUGUGCUGCCGAAGCUGUGUACAGCUUUGUCCAGCUGUUGUCUGUGGAUGAAGAUGAUGAAGGUCCUACUGCGUACCAUUUCGCACCGCUCCAUUAUCCUAGCUGGAAAUUUCAGCCCAUUCUAAUUUCCGUCCCUCCAACGUCUUUGGCCAUCCCCAAGAACGUGGAGCUAACAGUUGAUGCGGUUGGCAUAUUAGCUUGUGUCAGCCCAGGACAUCAGCCAGUCUUUUUUCUCAACCCGUUGCAAACGGGUAGUCAAGCACCAGUCUUCCGCAAGGGCCCGUUCGACGAACAUGUGGAAGUCGUUCGUGUCCAGGCAUUUCGUAGUCUCCAACCAGACACUUUCGUGUUGGAGGCUACACUGCCUAUUCGGCGGAACACUCCGGUUGCCGCUCACGUGAUGAGAGAAGGGACGAAUCUCGUCUAUUUCGCUACUGUCACCGGCCCCCCUAUUCUGCAAAGUGCCAUGGUCCUUGGUUCCUUCACCGCUAACCCAGAAUGCUCGCUGAAAAGGAAUACACCAACUGGCGCUGUUCGUCUUCACUGUGAGACGUGGGAUACCCUCGUCAAGCGUACUGCCGAUCGGUGGCUCCAUCGGCGUCAGCAGAAGUCGCGCAAAUCCUGGAUUAUCGGCGGUUUUUUGGGAGCGGCAGCACUUGUGUCAUUGGGGUUGUUAGUAAGAGGGUGCACACAUGAUAUUCGCAGGGGAGUCGGUUUGUGGAAUUUCAUUCUUGGGCGCAUACCCGAAAGGCGAAGAGAGAGGUUCGGGGUAGUGAAUCCGUCUGGCGUAAGUGGACAUAUGAAUCCCUACAACAUGGCGGCGGCCGCCGGUGUGUCGCUGGCGAGCAUAGGCCUUGGUGGUCGCGCUGCCAGAACUGCUGUACGGAUGUCUGGACUCACACACGCUGCAAGAGGCAUUUUGCUAAGAGGAGGUGGGCUUCACGGGGCAGCAGCAACUUCCAUAGUAGCGGGCUUGAUAGGGAUAUACUACGGAAUUCGAGGCGCCAAGAGACAAAUUACUCAACGACGAACGCAACAGCAGCUGAAUCGCGGAGUUGGCGGCAUGAUAAAAGCAGUGAAGGUACCUGAAAAGUCGAAUCCAGAACAACUGAAGGCAGGCAUUCUAUUUGUAGUUUUGCAUUAAGCCGAUGAUGUUGGUGGCUUUCAAACUGCCGGGAUCCCCCUCGCGUACACUGGAGAUGUGAUUUCCGUCUACGUAAGAACCGGCAAGUGCUGGCGAGUUCUGCCUCGAGAAUUUGGGUUACAAAUAACAUAUGUGGUAAUGCGGCCCAGGUGUAUGCAGUGGUUGACAUUGCACGCAGAACCCGAGUUCCAGUCCGCGUCCCCCCAUUGUGGGCACGUCUCCGUUGCGUGGCACGCGAUAUGUUAGCGCACGGGAUCAACGGCUGUCCGUGACCAAGCAUUCGUCUUUUUUGAGGGGCAUCCUGAGCCCCCGCGGGCGGGGUAAAGCAGUGACUUUCGAAAAGGCGAAUCUGAUGACAACGGGAGUCCGUGCCCAGUUACAGCAUGAAUUCCGCACUCACCGUGCCACACGAAGUGGCUUUCGCCGGUUUCCCGGUGCUGCCUGCCUAAGCGUGAAAACAGAUUCAACACAAGCUGAGCGAUAUUUACCAGGUGAAUGGAAAGAUUUCAUGCCGGAAAUAGAGUGAAGGAAGAAUUUUUGAACAGUAUUUUAUAGUACACUGGCGCGCAAGGGCGCAGCGCCUGUCGUGACAGACAGUUCAAGGAGUGGGAACUAGAUCUGCCCUUCAGAUGCCGGACAACUUCUUGAGUGCAAACGAACUCAUUUCCGUUGGCUAGCUAGGCUAAGAAGGCGUGAAACAAGAUAGAAGUACCCAUUUGGCAUUUCCAUGUGACGGGGUCGAUGCGAAAAGUCUGCCGAUGCGACUGGAGAUAUCUUUGAGGACUCCUGACGAGCACCCAUUUGAAUGGUGAGGGUGGCCGCAUGUGGUGGCAUCUGCGUGGUUGGCGCCAGAGAGAUGAGAAUCCAUUUCUCUUUUAAUUUACUUUUUGAUGUGUAUAAGGACCCAGGAGCGACCAGGUGUCCCGCUGCUGGCUAACACUGUAGCAGAUCUGGUUCGCGAGUACGGUGUUCUGUCGACAGGCUCGGGUGAAAACACGGCAUUUUGCCGUUUGCACGCAAUUCUUUCAAUGAAGAUGUCACUAUGUUGGCAUUUGGCUACGUGGAAAGGAUGCUUACUGGUAUAAAGAAACACAAGCCACGAACUGCCGGUUGACGAAACUGUUGUUUUUCACAAGUUUUCCACUAGUCGCACGCUGGGCCCUCAGCAAAAGCGGAACGAUACACAGAUGCCUUUGUUGUAAAUACGGAGAGGAUUUAUGACACAGCAGCCGGGUGAUUCUGUUGAUGCCUCAUUUGAGGUUUCGUUUCUGUUGAAAAGUGGCCUUCAGGAUUGCGGGGGAAGCGUCGUUGGGGGGAGAACCGGUGUGGUUCGAGUGAUGCUUUUUUUCUUCACAUCCUUGCGUUCAUGGGCAGUUUUCGAAUCGCUUCCAAAAGUGACUGCAAUUUUCUUCAGACUCAACCGGCCGAGAGGGCGUGGGUUAAGCAUGUCGGGAUGAGCUGAUAGUAGCCGAUCUGUGGCAUUGUUCGACCGCCUUAUGUCAUCAGGAGCAUCCAGAGGAAAGUACUCGCAUACCUGAAUGGUCAUGCUCAACUCAACAUGACGAUCCUUCUUCGUUGACGGCGUGGGCAGCGUUGAGUCUUCAGGCUUGGCCGUUGUGUCGCAGGGGACAUCGCUUUGAAGAGAAUCUUUGAGCGCGAUAUAGGGCUUGACCCUACAGGGGGCUUGGACUAUUUUCGUACUCAGAGGCAACGCCAGCGGCAUGGGUGUCACCCGAGACAUUGGAAGCACAGUUUCUUCGUGGCGUGUUCGGUUUGGAACUGUCUUCGACACAGCUGGAUUCGCUGCAGGGGCGGAGAAACUACUCAAAGGCCGCGCGCGAACCCCUAGGAGCCGAGGGUCGCUUAUCAGGUUCGUGAUAGAGGGCGUGAACGGGCGCGCCGGCGACGAGUAGUGUUGGAUGUAGCGAAGGGACCGCCUCGAACGUGGUAUAGGAGAAAAUAAUGGGUACUUCCGAAGACAUGGCUCACCAGGUGACGAAGAUUGCCCUCUCGUGAACUGCAAAACAGGAAAACACUAACGUGUCUAACUGAAACUAGUAUGGACACGGACCUCUGCAGGUAGUGUAAAGGAUCAACGUCCAAAUCAAGGUCGUUUCUUUAGCAGACACGCGACACAGGGCUCUUCGUCAACGUUAUCCUCAUAUAAAAGAUUACGGAGCUACACUGAAUGACUGUGCAGAAAGCAAGUGUCUUGAACUGAGCAGUUGGUGAGGUGCUUACGAAUCUGAGGACGAUAUUCUUCAACAGACUGCCCAGCUUGGCAGCUCCACGCAGCUGCUUCCUGAGGUCAGGCAUUGGAUGAACCAUCACAUGCUAGCUGACGUGAGCGGUGGAGAGGAUGUGACCGCCACUGCUAAAGCUCCGCUGCUGCCGGAUGAAAAAUUUGAUGGACUCGUACAGACGUGAAAGCAGAAGACGCCGGUAAAAAGAAAGACUUCCAAUCGAACGCCAUUCAAUUACAACUUGCUGGAACUGUUGAAAUAAUGGCGACGUCGGCACUUGAUGAGCAAACCCCCGUUUCGAGGUCUGGAUGGGGAUGCUCGUGAGCCUCAAGACAACUUUAUCCCCUGCGCCGAAGAAUGUUUCUGCGGCCACCAGCCGGUAACGUUUGAAGAACUUUCACUGCAGACGGUAGACAACGGGUGAACCCGCCAUCACGACAAUCACACAGGAGACGGAUAGAAAAUGGAAGGUGGUCUCAUUGACUAUGAUUUAUUUCCUUCAGCUUUUGUAACGAUGUAGACUGGAAACACACUUGUGGUCGACAUGUUGUUUCCUUGCUAGAUCACGAUGAGCAACCUUCCGACAUAGAUCGUCUAACGAAAGUACCAGAACAUCGAAUGGUCCGCUCAGUGCCACUCCCCUAGCCAGGGUCCAGUCGACAUGAUCAGUGAACGCCUGUGUUGUCCGUUGGGAGACCAAAGAAAGCAUCUGCGAUAGCCUAACUCUCGUACUCGCUUUCCAGUACGCAUGUCUGAGCUGGCCUGGCAAAAUAACCGCCGUCCGAGA